AUGGCGCUCGUUAGACCUGAUUCCGCACCCGACUACACAAUCAAGCCAGAGGCUGCUGCUGCUCCCAUUGACACCAGCGACUGGCCACUGCUGCUCAAAAAUUACAGCGACUUGCUCGUCCGAACCGCGCAUUUUACUCCUAUCCCCGCAGGGUGCUCGCCACACGCUCGUGACCUGAAGCAAUAUGUUAGCUCAGGUGUUAUUAACCUUGACAAGCCGUCGAACCCCUCCUCCCACGAGGUUGUAGCUUGGAUCAAGCGCAUCUUAAGGGUGGAGAAGACUGGUCACAGCGGUACUCUCGAUCCCAAGGUCACUGGCUGCCUCAUCGUCUGCAUCGAUCGCGCGACUCGUCUGGUGAAGUCUCAGCAGGGAGCCGGAAAGGAGUAUGUUUGCGUUAUACGCUUGCACGACAAGCUCCCCGGUGGCGAGGCUCAAUUUGCUCGCGCUCUGGAGACCCUCACCGGUGCCCUCUUCCAGCGACCGCCGCUCAUCUCCGCUGUUAAGCGCCAGCUCCGUAUCCGCACUAUCCACGAGAGCAAGCUGUACGAGUUCGACAAUGAGAGGCAGCUUGGUGUGUUCUGGGUGAGCUGCGAAGCAGGAACUUACAUCCGUACGCUAUGUGUGCAUUUGGGUCUGCUUUUGGGUGUUGGUGCACAUAUGCAGGAGCUGCGCCGUGUGAGGUCUGGAGCUAUGGACGAGGGCAAGGACAUGGUAACGCUGCACGACGUUAUGGAUGCGCAGUGGAUGCAGGACAACAACCGCGACGAGGAAUAUCUGCGCUACGUGAUCUCGCCACUGGAGACUUUGUUGACCAGCUACAAGCGCAUUGUUGUCAAGGACAGCUCGGUCAACGCCAUCUGCUAUGGUGCCAAGCUCAUGAUUCCUGGACUCCUUCGCUUCGAGAAGGGCAUUGAGCUUCACGAGGAAAUCGUUCUCAUGACCACCAAGGGUGAAGCUAUUGCUCUCGCCUAUGCGCAGAUGUCUGCUGUAGAGAUGUCUUCCUGCGACCACGGUGUUGUUGCACGCAUCAAGCGUGUCAUCAUGGAGCGCGAUUUGUACCCACGACGAUGGGGCUUGGGUCCUGUUGCGACCGAGAAGAAGAAGAUGAAGGAGAACGGUACCCUUGACAAAUUUGGCCGUACCAACGAGAAGACGCCUACUACGUGGACCACCAACUACAAGGACUAUGACCAGCAGAACCAAGGAUCCGCCGAUGUUACUAUGGGUGAGACCACUACUACCAGCGAGGUCCUUGCAGCUCCUCCUGUCCCGCCAACGGGCCUGGACGCCGAUGGAGAGGCUGAGGCCGAAGCUGAGGUUGCCAAGAGCAAGAAGCGUAAGAGCCGUGGUGAUGAAGACGAGACUACCGAAGACAAGGCUGCUCGCAAGGCCGCAAAGAAGGCGAAGAAGGAGGCGAAGGAGCUCAAAAAGGCCGAAAAGGCUAAGAGGAAAUCCAAGGGCGGCGAUGAAUCUGAAGAUUCCGACUAA
Messenger RNA from Didymosphaeria variabile, 1488 nucleotides. It is a transcript of the gene CBF5, whose product is annotated as centromere/microtubule-binding protein cbf5. The coding region runs from base 1 to 1488 and encodes 495 amino acids. Gene Ontology annotation, molecular function: RNA binding; pseudouridine synthase activity. NCBI's taxonomy places the organism in Eukaryota, Fungi, Ascomycota, Dothideomycetes, Pleosporales, Didymosphaeriaceae. Gene Ontology annotation, cellular component: box H/ACA snoRNP complex. The transcript is spliced from 4 exons. Gene Ontology annotation, biological process: snRNA pseudouridine synthesis; box H/ACA sno(s)RNA 3'-end processing; mRNA pseudouridine synthesis. The record is from RefSeq and is a predicted model, not a curated record.